UUUAAAAUUAAAAUAGGAUAAAAGUAUUCUCCCAAAUUUGGGAGUUGCUGUUAUCCUAAUCAGUAUACAUAACCCCUCUCAUAUUCAUUUAAAAGAAAAUGCCUUUCAAAAAAGAUUUACGACUUUUGUUGAAGCCUUACUAUUUUAUAAAUAUUUUACUUAGUCUUUCAUACAUUAUUUCCAAACGUAUACCAAUUGUUUGUAAUUAUGUAUUCGCACAAGCUGAAUGUGAACUUGAUGGAAGAGAAACAGAAAUACUAUUUUUUCUCAUGAUAGUGAUAAUGAUAAGAACACGAAAAACUGGAAGUGUAACUAUGAUAAGCUAUUUAUCAUCCAGCUUUGUAUAUACUAAAGUUGCAAAUCUGAUUCUUUGGUUUUAUGCAGAUAUUCGUAUGGGAAUAAUAUUUGCUAUUAUAUUCAUUUUAUGCGGUUUAAUGUUUCCUGAACCAACAUAUCAAGGUCCAGAAAAGGUAACAUAUUUACGUGGUGCAAAUGGAUUACAAGAAGAACUUUACCGUGAUACAAAAAUCAUUUGGUUAGUUGCAUUCUAUACAGCUUGGAAUCCAGCUUGUGUUAACUUCGCACCAAUAUUCUCUGAACUUUCAGCAGAAUAUGCUUUAGAAAAUUUGAAAUUCGGAAAAGUAGAUAUAGGUAGAUAUCCGGAUGCUGCGCUAAAAUAUCAUAUUAGUGAUGCUAGUACCAGCAAACAACUUCCUACCUUAAUUUUAUUUAAAGAAGGUAAAGAAAUAGAAAGACGUCCACAUGCAGAUCAUAAAGGAAAACUGAUUAAAUUUCUUUUUUCUUUGGAUAAUAUAAAGGCAGCUUUUGAUCUAAAUAAUAUUUAUAGAGAUUGUAAAAAAAAUCCGAUCAAAAAGAAGGAAAAAAAAAUAGUAAAAACAAAGUGAUCUAAUCAGUAUUUCCAAAUAUUGAAAUGUUUACUAUCAUAGCACUGCCAAUGCGAUUUUAAAUGAAGAUUACUUUAUAUAGAAUAAUGGAGUUUAGAAUAACCAAUGUCUUGCGCAAUUUCCAUUUAUAGCGAAACUGCAAAUAUUUUGUAAAUAUUCAUUAUAUUUUCUAUCAUUAUGUGUAUUUUUAACUUCACUAUAAGUAGAUAUUUCUUUAUAUAUUCUAAUUUAUUGUAUAUAAAUACUAAUACACUAUAAGAUAUUAGGUUAAGAUAUUAAUUUAUUAAAUAGUUAUAUUAAUUGAAAUUAAAUAAAACAUAGAGCGCUAUGUGUAUAAAUUAUAAUUUGUUGAAACCAAAGCAAAAUUUCUAAUUAAGUUAAACAUAAAUUAUAUGCAAUAUUGCAGUUUCGUUGAAUAAACUGAGUAAAAUUUUGUUGAAAUAGAUAAUUGUAAUAAAUAUUAAAUAUUUAUAUAUUAUAAAAUUCAAGUAUUUAUACAAUAUACAAUUGUGGAUAUAUAA
Apis dorsata (giant honeybee) is the source of this 1426-nucleotide messenger RNA. Its product is annotated as thioredoxin-related transmembrane protein 2 homolog. The transcript is spliced from 5 exons. Lineage: Eukaryota; Metazoa; Arthropoda; Insecta; Hymenoptera; Apidae. Gene Ontology annotation, cellular component: membrane-bounded organelle. The record is from RefSeq and is a predicted model, not a curated record. Gene Ontology annotation, molecular function: disulfide oxidoreductase activity. The coding region runs from base 99 to 905 and encodes 268 amino acids.